AUGAUUUUUAUAAUUUUAUUGGUCAUUAUAAACAAUUAACUAUGCUAGUCAAGGAUAUUUGAAAUAAAAGAAGAUGAUGGUAAGCUCAAAAUGGAAACUAUGAAUGGAUUCGAAAUUGAAUUAUUCUUCGAAUUAAGUUUAUACAUUAGCUAAUUGAAUUUAAUUUAAACCUCAAAGUGCACUUAAAAUUGUAAGGAUUGUACUAGACGUCAGUGUUAUUUAGGUAAUACAGAACUAGAUUACUUUGAAAUUAAAAUGUAUGAUUUGGACACUUAAUCAAUGGUUCUUUAGCCUUUAAUAUAUUUAAAUGAUUAAAAUUAGAACCACUCCUCUUCUCUAUUAUCUUUGUCGAAUCCUGUACAUCAUAUAAAUUCUUUUGUGAAUGAUGGCUUUUAAUUAUGUUAAAGUAAAACAGAUAAAACAUUUGAAACCUCAUUAUAAAUGAAUUUGAAAGACAUCCCUCUCUAAAAAGUAUUAUUGUCACCAAUUUUAUCAAAAAAAAGUUACACUACAUAAAUAUAAAUAAAUUACUUGAAAUUUGGAGAUACCUAGAUUGAUAUAUCAUCUCACUUAAUUUUUCUUAAUCUUGGACAAGAAUAACUCUUUAAGUUCGAUCCUCGUUUUAAUGACACAUAAGAUGAAUUAAAAUUUGGGAAAAUAUAAUAAAACUCAGAAUUCAAUCAUUUUCCUGAUUAGGUUUUUAGUAAUUUAUAAUCAGAGUUUGAAAAAGCGGGAUUCAAUUUUAUAAAUGUCGAGGGUAAAUUUAUAUUGGCAGGCAGAGGUUUAAAUGAAAAUUCGAAGUAUGAUUUAAAAUUUUUCAAUAAAGAAAAUGAAGAACAUCCAAUCAUUUUAUCCCCAAAUCAAUAUGUAUAAGAGUUCGAUGGUUGGCAGAUGCUUAAGUUUGUUAUAACGAAAAAUAUCUAAUCAAUAGUUCUGGGAUCAUCAUUCUUCGAGAAUAAGAAAGUGUAAUUCGAUUUUAAAGAAAACUUUGUUACUAUUUAGAAUUAGUUUGAUGAGAGAUGUUUUUAAUAUGAAAAAUCUACUCUUUAUUAGCAAGAAACACUUGUAUUAUAGGUAUCAAUUCCAUUAAUUAUUUUGCUGGCAUUAUUUUUAAUAAAAUAUUAAAAUAAUGAAGCAAGCCCUGAGUAUUAAGGAGAAGAUCCUAUUAAAAUGUGA
Messenger RNA from Paramecium tetraurelia, 1176 nucleotides. RefSeq lists its product as uncharacterized. Lineage: Eukaryota; Ciliophora; Oligohymenophorea; Peniculida; Parameciidae. The transcript has 2 exons. The record is from RefSeq and is a predicted model, not a curated record.